CAUUUAACAAAUGAUCAUGUUGGGCGAAAAUCGACUGGGAAUCUAUGUUUGACAUGCUGCUGGGAGAAUUGUGAUGUUUCUGUAAUUAAACGAGAUCACAUCACUAGCCAUAUUCGAGUUCACAUUCCACUGAAGCCUCACCGCUGCACUUUUUGCGAAAGGACAUUUAAGCGGCCGCAGGACCUAAAGAAGCAUGAACGGACUCAU
This is a messenger RNA of Phycomyces blakesleeanus NRRL 1555(-), 207 nucleotides long. Its product is annotated as C2H2-type zinc finger transcription factor. Gene Ontology annotation, cellular component: nucleus. The annotation marks the transcript as partial. Gene Ontology annotation, biological process: positive regulation of transcription by RNA polymerase II. The transcript is spliced from 2 exons. Lineage: Eukaryota; Fungi; Mucoromycota; Mucoromycetes; Mucorales; Phycomycetaceae. The record is from RefSeq and is a predicted model, not a curated record.